Molecule: messenger RNA, 1900 nt
Organism: Mandrillus leucophaeus (drill)
Lineage: Eukaryota; Metazoa; Chordata; Mammalia; Primates; Cercopithecidae
Gene: KCNJ4
Product: potassium channel, inwardly rectifying subfamily J, member 4
Exons: 2
Coding region: 98-1435 (445 amino acids)
Biological process (GO): regulation of monoatomic ion transmembrane transport; potassium ion import across plasma membrane
Cellular component (GO): plasma membrane
Molecular function (GO): inward rectifier potassium channel activity
Source: RefSeq, a predicted model, not a curated record
GAGAAUUUCAACCAGAAAGAACAGCCAGUGCAAAGGCCCAUCGAUAUGAACAAACUUGGCCCUGCGUCUUCCCAGGUGACCACGCCGGCUUCAGGACAUGCACGGACACAGCCGCAACGGCCAGGCCCACGUGCCCCGGCGGAAACGCCGCAACCGCUUUGUCAAGAAGAACGGCCAAUGCAAUGUGUACUUCGCCAACCUGAGCAACAAGUCGCAGCGCUACAUGGCGGACAUCUUCACCACCUGCGUGGACACGCGCUGGCGCUACAUGCUCAUGAUCUUCUCCGCGGCCUUCCUUGUUUCCUGGCUCUUUUUUGGCCUCCUCUUCUGGUGUAUCGCCUUCUUCCACGGUGACCUGGAGGCCAGCCCAGGGGUGCCCGGGGCGGGGGGGCCGGCGGCGGGCAGUGGCGGGGCAGCCCCGGCGGCCCCCAAGCCCUGCAUCAUGCACGUGAACGGCUUCCUGGGUGCCUUCCUGUUCUCGGUGGAGACGCAGACGACCAUCGGCUACGGGUUCCGGUGCGUGACAGAGGAGUGCCCGCUGGCAGUCAUCGCUGUGGUGGUCCAGUCCAUCGUGGGCUGCGUCAUCGACUCCUUCAUGAUCGGCACCAUCAUGGCCAAGAUGGCGCGGCCCAAGAAGCGGGCACAGACGCUGCUGUUCAGCCACCACGCGGUCAUCUCGGUGCGUGACGGCAAGCUCUGCCUCAUGUGGCGCGUGGGUAACCUACGCAAGAGCCACAUUGUGGAGGCCCACGUGCGGGCCCAGCUCAUCAAGCCCUACAUGACCCAGGAGGGUGAGUACCUGCCCCUGGACCAGCGGGACCUCAACGUGGGCUAUGACAUCGGCCUGGACCGCAUCUUCCUGGUGUCGCCCAUCAUCAUUGUCCACGAGAUCGAUGAGGACAGCCCGCUCUAUGGCAUGGGCAAGGAGGAGCUGGAGUCAGAGGACUUCGAGAUCGUGGUCAUCCUGGAGGGCAUGGUGGAGGCCACGGCCAUGACCACCCAGGCCCGCAGCUCCUACCUGGCCAGCGAGAUCCUGUGGGGCCACCGCUUUGAGCCCGUGGUCUUCGAGGAGAAGAGCCACUACAAGGUGGACUACUCGCGUUUUCACAAGACCUACGAGGUGGCCGGCACGCCCUGCUGCUCGGCCCGGGAGCUGCAGGAGAGUAAGAUCACCGUGCUGCCCGCCCCGCCGCCCCCUCCCAGUGCCUUCUGCUACGAGAACGAGCUGGCCCUCAUGAGCCAGGAAGAAGAGGAGAUGGAGGAGGAGGCGGCUGCGGCGGCCGCAGUGGCCGCAGGCCUGGGCCUGGAGGCCGGCUCCAAGGAGGAGGCGGGCAUCAUCCGGAUGCUGGAGUUCGGCAGCCACCUGGACCUGGAGCGCAUGCAGGCUUCCCUCCCGCUGGACAACAUCUCCUACCGCAGGGAGUCUGCUAUCUGACCUCCAGGCCCGGCCCUCACCACUGCCCACAAGAGCCUCUGCCGGGGGUAGGAUGCCAGGACACCCCCUCCCACACUCAGGACAGAGUCAACCCUGGCUCCGUGGACCUUCUGGAGGAAGGUGGGGGUUUCAAAGACUGGGGGACCCCUUCCUCCUGACUCCAGCACCCUGGCCUGGGAAGAGCUCGGCCCAAUCAGCCUGGGUUCCCCCAGCGCCUACUCCUGGUGGCUCUGGGUCCCCGGAUCCACCACCCUUCCCCCACUGACUCGUCAAGGACGUGCCCUCUUUGCUCUCAGAACCUUGGGGAAGGUGACUGGACUGCUGGGUGGGAGACAUCUCGGGGUUUCAGGGUGGGCAGGGGGUUAGUUUGGGGAGGGGGGUGCGUUUCUUUUGCAUGACUGUGGCCUGUUGCUCAUGACUUUCUUUUGUAAAUAUCUAUAAAUGGAGACAGAUGGAGACACCAAA